AAGGUAACUUAUUGUCAUAAGACUUAAAACAGUAGAAAAAAUGGAGCCGUCAGAGCGGUCCAACAGCACUAAUCAAGCAGCUAAGCCUUACGGUUGCUAUUCACAGCCAAUGAGUGGACACCUUUCUGACGAUUUUCUUCGAAUCAGUGCAAACAGCCAGCAACAGCAGAAUACGCAAGCACAAUUACAUCAUCAACAAUUUUCCUCUAGUGAAAGAUUUUAUCCUUCGAAUAUAACUGAAAGAUUGACUAUAACAGUGAUUAAGGCAAAGCUGAAUAAGAACUAUGGAGUUGCGAGGAUGCAUCCAUAUGUUAAACUCCAUGUUGGGCAUACCAUAUAUGAAACACCAACUAGCUAUUUUGGAGCAAAAACUCCCCAUUGGAAUAAGAUAAUUUACUGUUAUCUACCAACAGGAGUGACAUCUUUGUACCUUGAAGUAUUUGAUGAGCGUUCCUUCAAAGCAGAUAAAAAAGUGGCUUGGGGGAACAUUAAAAUACCAGAACCUGUGUUAAAUGGAGGAAAUUUGGAGUGUUGGUUUCCUCUUAAAGGACAGCAUGGAGAUAAGGAAGAGGGAUUAAUUAACCUUGCAUUUUCUCGUUCAACUCCUCUGCUUGCCCCAGUUCUACCCAUAUGUCCACCAGUUAUGGCUACAACACAAUAUUAUCCACUUGUGAUGUCAUACUCACACGUUGGGCCAGUGUUGAAUGUCCAUGAGUAUCAACAAGUAUCUCAGCCAAUACAACCUGUAUGGAUAACAGAUGAUGAUAUUAAACAGAUGCAGGAAAUGUUUCCUGCCAUUGAUAGAGAAAUCAUAAAAACCAUGCUUGAAUAUAAGAGGGGCAACAAAGAUGUUGUCAUCAAUGAUCUUCUCGCCAUGAGUAAUGAGAGUUGAAGAAGAUUGGCAAAAAAGUGCUUUACCCAAAAGGAAAGCUCAUAUCAGCGAUGUAAGGUGUUUAUUGAAGAAAUUAUGAUGUUCCAUUUUACUCCUACAAUUGAAAUUAUUGUUUAAAACUAAAAUUGAAAGGUAUUUUGAUAGAGAUCGUGGCUUUUUAUAUGACCUAAGUUAUGAUUAAUUUCCUCGGUAUAUCUUCAUAACUUGUUUUUAAUAUAUUCAUGAUAAUAUAAUAUAAAUUAUAGAACAUCAAGAAAUCUUUUGACGUAUCAUGGACGUCCUGACUCAUAACCUCCCUCAAAAACAGAAAACUAAUAAUUAAAUUCAACCUUAAUCCGCUAAAUAUUUAUUAACUCUUUUUCUAAACUCGUGUAAAAUUGCAUGUCAAUUUCUUCCACAGUUAUAUUAUUCUAUUGUAGUAAUAAAACUGCAACUGGCCCAACUGGAUAUGUCUGACCUUCCAAAGCUUGGAUUUAAAAACUCUUUUUUUUUUAAUGUACUAGCAAUUAGAUGCGAAAAAUGUGUAUGCAUCACUCUAAUCAGUUCACUUCAUAAUUUGGAACGCUUCAUUUAGGUCAACCCAGACCCUUCUCUUCUCAAGAGAUAACAAUUUAAAAGAUCUCAACCUAUUCUCAGAUGACAAUCCAUUUAUCCACGAUAUCAUCCUAAUAGUCGUCUUCUGAAAUCUCUCCAACAAUUCACGAAAUACAGGGUCUAAAAUCCAAACAAUACUCCGCAUAAGCUCUAACUAGUACUUAGACAAUGUAACAAUGGUCUAUUUAGACUUAUAGUCAAUACUCCUGUGUAUACCUGUAAGUUACAACCAAAAAUCCUGCUUUAACACUUACAAUAGAACACUGUCUCGACCACCUAAGAGUUGUAACAAGAUCCUUUUCCUCAUUGUUAAGAGUAUUCUCAUCUAUAUUAUAUGUGUAAUUGAAAUUAAGAUAACCCAAAUUUAUAACUUUAAAUUUAUCAUAAAUAAACAUCAUGUGUUUGUCCAACUACUCAACCGAUCUAAGUCUCUCUGUAAUAACAAUGGUCUCAGCACAGAUCCCUGAGGCAUCUCACUAGUAACAUUUGUCCAUUUACACUAAACUCUAAUAAAAAUUUUUGCUUCCACCCGCCCAGACCUGUCGGAUUAGGGGUAAUUGUUUUCACCAAUAUUUCAUGCAACACCGGAUCAAAAGCUUCCUGAAACUUCGAGUAAACCAAAUCCGUUCCGUUACCCCAUCCGAAUAAGAAGUAACGUCCUAAAAAACUGUAUAAGAUAAGUUAGGAAAUCAUGCUAAAACUAAACUAUUCAAAAACACUGUAAAAAGAAAUAACAGUGAUCAGAAAAUUGUUUUGUGAGUCAUGUAUUGAAGAAAAUACGAACAUUUUCAAAAGCUAUAUAUUAAACAUUUGUUUGACCUUUCAGCCAAAUGAUUCUCAUCCGGAUUUAAAAGUUGAUUGUUUUGUAUAUUCAUAUUAUCGUGUAUAUAGUAUUAUAACGUUUUGUUUCUAUUUUUCUGAUUUGAUGUGGUUCUAACUUUGAAAAUCUAAAAGAUAUAUAGUAACUUAGGUAAGUUUAGUAUAUGGAAAACAACUGCUGAACUUUCAAAUUCCUUGCUUUUGUUAUGUGUUUGUAGCAAGGUAUCAGUCACAGAUUGUAAUCAAGCUCAGUUUAUUCAUUGCCUUUAAAAUCUUAGAAUAAUAAAUUAUGCUUUAGGGGCAUGUAAUAUUUAACGACGAGAAGUGACCAGAUAUUAAGAAUAAAUUAUUAUAACCUAUUGCAAUGGUGAAAAUAUAUUAAAGUACAUAUAUAUUAAUAUUAAUUCAAGUUUCACUUUCCGUGAAUAUUAUAUUUCCUACAGCAACUUAUUUUAUUCUUUACAUUCUUUUAUUCUUUUCUUUUUUAUUCUUUAUUCUUUCCACUUUAUAGCUAUUUAAAAUUACUUCCUGUUUACAGAAACGGUUUUAUAGUUUUCACCACUAUCCAGCUCUUCUUAUCAUCUAUGAAACUCAUCAUUUAUUAAACAAUGUUACCGAACUAAAUACACUCAUACUUCUAAAUAUGAAUAAUAUAUAAAUUGAAAGUUUAUUUUUUCAGUGUAAUUUCUGUAUUCUUCUUUGCUUGUGAAUAAAUGUAGUCUCUAAAACUUUACAACAUUAUAAAAUAUAGACACUCCACAACUUACCACAGUGCGUUUAAGAAAUGACCCGAAACCCCAUGGGCUUUAUAAGUGUAGCCCAACAAAUUACAAACAAUGUUUUAUUUCAAACCAUCAGGUCGGAUUUUGAACGUUUUGAGACAUACAAAUUUUUGAUUGUAUUAAUAUAUACCUUGUUGAUUGUAGUUUAUUUUUUCACGUGAUGAUAUGUACAACUGGUUAGAUGUACAAUAUAUUUCGAGGCAAGUAAUAAUAUAUUUAUUUGGUUGAAAUACUUUUAUUAUUUUACCUAAUAUAAAAAAAGUGCAGAAAGAAAUACAUAGUAACAAAAGUCUUUCAACUGAUUGAUAAAAUAUGUUUG
Molecule: messenger RNA, 3406 nt
Organism: Limulus polyphemus (Atlantic horseshoe crab)
Lineage: Eukaryota; Metazoa; Arthropoda; Merostomata; Xiphosura; Limulidae
Product: toll-interacting protein A-like
Exons: 8
Coding region: 41-892 (283 amino acids)
Biological process (GO): ubiquitin-dependent protein catabolic process
Cellular component (GO): cytoplasm
Molecular function (GO): ubiquitin conjugating enzyme binding; ubiquitin binding
Source: RefSeq, a predicted model, not a curated record